Symbiodinium necroappetens is the source of this 291-nucleotide messenger RNA. The record is from the annotation of a GenBank genome assembly. NCBI's taxonomy places the organism in Eukaryota, Dinophyceae, Suessiales, Symbiodiniaceae.
AUGUCGCUGAAGAUCUUUGAAAUCGAUGGUACCUUGCGUGGCUGCGAGGGGCAGAUCUGGGAUCGCGUCAAUGGCUACAGGUGGUGGAAGAACGAGCUUGCCGAGAAAGAAGGUGGAUUUGAGAAGUUCGCCGAGGGAUACAAGAUCUUCGGCUUCAACAAAACUGAAGGUGGCUACAUCUACCGCGAAUGGCUGCCCAAUGCCAAGCAGGUUUUCCUCAUUGGUGAGCCGCGCGCCGAGAGAAUCAAGAGUCUUCCACUGUUUUGCAGUCUGGUGCUAGACCUCCAGUAA